Molecule: messenger RNA, 4035 nt
Organism: Rhodotorula toruloides NP11
Lineage: Eukaryota; Fungi; Basidiomycota; Microbotryomycetes; Sporidiobolales; Sporidiobolaceae
Product: TBC domain protein, Rab GTPase activator
Exons: 6
Coding region: 1-4035 (1344 amino acids)
Source: RefSeq, a predicted model, not a curated record
AUGGAGACGCAACGACUGCACCAUCCAAAUACGCCCGAACCGAAGCCGCUUGCGACCACACCGUCAUUCCCUCUCGCGCCGCUCGAACUGCAGAGAUGGGUCAGGUUCGCCGUGAAGGGUGGUAUUGGAAAGGCGGUCGCCAAGGUUGACAAGGCUUCGGAGGAUGGCGUGCGGGACUUGAUGUUCCUCGAAGGCGACACGAUCACGGUCCUCAUGGAUCUCGGCAGGGGAGCCUACCUUGGCUAUUGCGAAGGCGUCGUCGGCCUCUUUACCGGCGCGGAAGUCGUCAUGCAGCAAGCCAAGCUGAAGCGGCCGGUCAUCUCGACUCGCUCAGCUUCCGCCUCUCGCGCCAAUCCCCUCCCGCCUGUCACGCCCGAGAUCGGCGCAGCGUCGCCCGCGCUCCCUCCUUUACCCGCUGAUUCCUCCCCCGUGAUUCCGACCCCCGUGCCUUCCGCCUUCAAGCCCGCAAUCGCCCGCUCCGACAGCAUCGAUUCGACCUCGUCUUCCAGCUCGCUCACCUCGCCGCGCAAGCAGCAUCGAAAGCCCGUCCCCGCACUCGAGAUCCUGUCGGAUCAGGCGAGCGAGUUGGGCCGGGAGUGCGUGGAUCUGCGAAGCAGGCGAAGGGCGGAUGCUGCUGGACUUGGCAUCGCGGUUGAUAGCGGUGGGCUUUCUCGCGUUGCGCCUCCGCCUCGACCUCGUAGAGUGUCAGCGAAUGAGCAGGAAGUCCUCGCAUCUACCGAACCUCGUCGACUUGCCGCCUUCGUCCCCGCUCCGUCCCCCAUCCUUCCACGCACCUCGCCCUUCCCGCUCUACCGUCCAGCCGCCGCCUCUCCCGCGCCCUCGAGCGAUUCCGACAGCACGAACCGCACACCUUCGCUCGUCGCUUCACCUUACUCCGACCUCGCGGACCGCGACCGCGACUUUGACGACUCUGCGUCGUCAGCGAGCGGUCAUGGUUAUGCUGGCGUUCGGCGGGUUGCGCCGUUCACGCCGGAGGAUGCAGGGGGGCAAAGUUGGGCAGGAGGCGAGGCGAUGGGAAAGGCGGAUACCAGCGCUUAUCUCGAUGCAUACGGUACGCCUGGAAAAGACUACACGGACGGGCCUACGCCGACGGCCGAGUCUUUUCCACUUGAUGCGUUCCCGCUUCCUUCGGCGUCGAACGCACUGUUCGGUGGUGUGCCGUACGACGCGCCUACUCCUGACUCCUCGUCAACUGUCCCUCUCUCCACCGAAGACCUUCGCCCAACGCCCUCUCACGUCCUCUCGACAUCCGGCAUGCCUCUGCCUGUCCCCUCCGCCGACCCUCAAUCCGCCUUUUCCUUCUCGCCAAACAGCUCGAUCACCUCAACCCUCCCCGCUUCCGUCCUCUCAGCAGGCGACUACUACGCCCGACGGGAGAAGUCAUCAGACGGCAGUUCAGGCGGGAGCGUGCCAGGGACACCUGGAGACGACCCGACUUUGGCUUUCAUCUUCGAUUCGUAUCGCUAUUCGAGGGUGCCGAGUAUGGGCAGCCUGGCGGGCGGUGCGGGAGGGACGGGUCAGGCUGCGAUGCCUUCGGUCGGGCUGGCGAGGCGCAGCAGUCAGGAGGUUGAGGAGCUCGCGGGCGAGUUCGCUCCCGAGACUGAAGAGUCAGAGGUUGAGCCCGCUUUGCGGACCUUCGGCGCGGCGACGCAGCUGAGGUCGCGAAUCCUGGGCGGUCAGUCGACUGGCGCCGAGCCUUCGACAGCGCCGCGACCGGCACACCCCCCGGCAGAGUCGACCUUGUCUUCUGUCGACAGCCUCGUCAACGUUCCGCGCCUAUCCGAAAUCUUCCCACGCGUGUCGCCAGCCGACUCCCCUGCGCCAGCCAGCGUACGCUCGAGUCGCAGCGGUUCUCUCACGCUUCCUUACGACUCGUCGCCGGUAAGGCCAAUACAGGACCUGCCAGAUCGCCCUCCAGUCUCGCCACGACGGCAGUCAGAGCCGCAGAUUCGUUGCAGCGGCGUUCCGGUCCUCGAUGCAGCGGGCCUCCGCGACGACCUCGAUGCAUCCCGCCGCCUCUUCCAGGCGUACUUCACGCCUCCACGCGAGCUCGUCGAUGCGGCUGCGGCCAUAACCGGCACGACGCCUGUGGUCCCUCGUUCCCCAUCCCCGAUCGAGUCGCCUCAGCACCUUCGUCGAAAGUCGGUCAAGGGUUUGCAAAUCAGCCAGCCUGUCGUCCCUGCUCUCCGCACGCAGAACUUGCCGAUUUCGCCGCCGCUCUGGAGGAGCCACGACGAUGCUUCGCCUGUCGAGCAGGUCAUGCCGCAUGAGACGACCGAUGUCUUCGUCGCUUCUCCCAUCUCGAUGGCCGCUCCGCCUCCGCAAGUCCAGAUUCUGCAGGCGACGCCGUCGGCUGUGCGGACGUACACCGCUCCCCGCGACCACGACAUCUCGCUCGACAGCGACUCGCAGUACGUCCUCAGCCCGGUGCCCUCCUCGUCCGCUGCCUCUUCGCCCAACACCUUCACGUCCGCCGCAUCGAGCCCUGUCCCGCCGUCCGUCGACGAGGGGAAUGAGCGAGCUUCGAGUUCCCGCGCUGCCGACACGACACCGAAGAAGCUGCGCAAGGGUGUGCACCGCACAAAGUCCUCACCUGCCAUGGGUCGCCACUCCAACUCGUCCACAACGUCGCUCGCAUCGCCAGUGAUGCCGAGCGGACGACCGCAGAUGCCGGCUAUGCCGAUCCGCAAGAUGAGCGAUCCGUUCGGCACUUCCUCCUCUCCCGCCUCGCCUGCCUCGUCAUCAGAACGCAAGGUCGACUACAGCACGGGCAUCUCGAACCGGGAUUUCGAGGAGGAAACGAUUGCGAUUGGGAAGAGCGAGUUCGAGGUCGUCAAGCCCCUCGCCGCCUUGCUUGCGAAGGACGAGGAGGAACCCGUCGCAAACAGCGCCUCAUUCGACUCGCCUCGGCCAAGCAUGUCGUCCUCGGUCGUGAGCGACUUUGCGACGCCGCGCCGUCCCCUUUCGCCGCCUCACUCUGUCACCGCGCCAUACCCUCCCUCGUCUGCUUCCACCACGCCGUACAUGACCGCCUCACACGCUCGCUCAGUUGCCUCGCUCUCGCACUUCUCGCCGCCUACUCCCGCCUCGGUCGAAGACGGCGGUCGCGCCGCUCUCGACGACUACCGCGCGAAAGAGGCCAAAUGGCUGCAGGUCAUGUCGACGAUGACGGUGGCGCAAGCGCGGAAGAGCAAGAAGGUCAAGGCGCUCGCGCAGAGUGGCAUCCCGAGCAGCGUGAGGGGCAAAGCGUGGGCUUUUCUCGCAGAUGCGCAGGCGGAACUUGCGCCGGGUUUGUAUCAGUCCCUCGCGCAACCGCCCUUCCCGCUUCCUCCGGCUAUCGAGGAGGACAUGCAGGAGGUGCUGGACCUUCCGCAGUUUGGCGAAGGUUCGGCAGGUCGCGAAGACCUCGUGUCAAUCCUGCGGGCCUUCCUCCGCUUCGAUCGACAAUUCGGCUACUAUCGCGGUCUUGCCAGCGUCGUCGCGCUUCUCCUCUCGCAGAUGCCAGCAGAGACGGCUUUCGGCACCCUCAUCUCGCUCGUCAAGAACUACUCUUUCCGGCAUCACUUCCCAACGGGCGUCGAGCAGCUCCGGCUGGACGUGCUUGCGUUCGACUGUCUCUUCGAGGCGGAAGAACCCAAGGUUGCGAAGCGACUGAACGAGCUCGGCGUCUCCGCUCGCGACUACCUCCCCUUCUGGCUCCCAACCUUCUUUCUCACCAUCCUGCCGCACACGACCGUCGUCCGCCUGAUGGACGUCCUCCUCUUUGACUCGAAGAUGCGGUACCGUAUCCCUCUCGCCCUCCUCGACCUCUCGCACCUCGACGACCGCCUCACUUUCCCCUCACGCGACGCCGUCCUCAAUCACCUCCUCGCGCCGCCGCCGACCGCCUUCGAGCCCGCGUUGCUGUUCCCGGCCAUCGCGCACAUCAAGCUCAGCGACGACAAACUCAAGAAGGCGCUGAAGAAGGCGGCGCAGGCCAUGUUGCGGCCACAGCAGCAACGGCAGGCUGCCUAG